This is a messenger RNA of Phragmites australis (common reed), 1957 nucleotides long. Its product is annotated as RING-H2 finger protein ATL65-like. Gene Ontology annotation, biological process: protein ubiquitination. Bases 182 to 1582 code for a protein of 466 amino acids. Gene Ontology annotation, molecular function: transferase activity. Lineage: Eukaryota; Viridiplantae; Streptophyta; Magnoliopsida; Poales; Poaceae. The record is from RefSeq and is a predicted model, not a curated record. The transcript has a single exon.
UGAAAAUUAGCCACUUCUAAAUAAUAUAGAAACCAAACCGUAUUUUAUACAGUAAAAGUAAAAGUUAGAACUGAAAUUUGUUAAAGAGAAAAUGAACUCUGAGAUCUAAUCCACGUAGUGGUGCACCGGUUGUAGUAAAUGAAUUCGUCCCACCAACCGCUGUACUCUAGCGUGACUAGCGAUGCCUCGGUGCACCGAUUUGCACUCAACCCGCAAGCCGGAUCAUGCCGGCGCUGCCUCACUCUCACUAGCAGCAGCUGCUCUUGCCGCCGCGCCAUGUGCUCACCACCACCACCGACGCAGUGACAGGGAGGGAGACAGAGACAGCGCCAAGAACACCAUGCGCGCGCCCCGGCCGCCGUCCCCGGCCCCGGCCCCUGCUCCGUCCGUCGCGUCGCGUUCUGGCGCCAUCAGCUCGCCGCCUUCUCCCUACGGCUACGCGGUGGGCGCGCCGGGGCCGGGUCCCGGUCCGGUGCCGGAGUCGUCUGCGGCGGCGGUGGUAAGGGCGUUCGCGGGCGGGAGUCGAGGAGGCGGGAGCCUGAGCCCGCCGCUCAUCGCGAUGCUGGCGGUGGUGGGGGCGGCGCUGAUGGUGGUGCUGUACGCGCGGCUGGUGAGCCGCGUGUUCCGGGUGGCCCGGCGGCGGUGGCGCCGGCGUCGGCUGCGGCUGCUGAUGAUCCCGGGCUCCCCCUCAGCCGGCGGCGACGACUCCUUCGCGUCGUUCACCACGUACGACAACUACUACCACACGUUCUCGCCCUACUACGGCCUCGACGAGACCGCCAUAAAGUCGCUCCCGUCGGCGCAGUUCCUGUCCGCGGCGGCGGCGGCGCGCGGUUCGGUGGACGCCCGGGAGUGCGCCGUGUGCCUGCUGGAGUUCGCCGACGGCGACGAGCUCCGCGCGCUGCCGCUGUGCGCGCACGCCUUCCACGCCGACUGCAUCGACGUCUGGCUCCGCGCGCACGCGUCCUGCCCGCUGUGCCGCGCCGCCGUCGCGCUCCCCCCGCCCGUCGCGUCCCCGCUCCGCGCCGCGCGCCGCGUGCGACCCAGCCUCGACGACCUCCUCCUCUUCCACCCGUUCCCACCCGACGCCGGCGCCGCGGCCGCCGCGAUGCCAGAGAUAGCGCCGGCCAGCCCGGACCAGCUCGGCCCGAGGGACUUCCUGCUCAAGCGCUCCUACUCCUUCGGCUUCGAGCGCAACCUCGCCGUGGAGGCCGCGUCCACGGCCUCCCCUCCCUGGCGCUACCGCGUGUCCGCCGCCGCCGACGGCGCAACCUCCCGCGGCCGCAGCUUCUGGAGCAAGCGCUGGCCGUCCCCGUUCGGAGGCGGCGGCGGCGGGGGAGGCUCCGCUGCCGCUCGCGUCUUCUCCUUCCGCUCGUACCGCUCCGCCGCGGCCAAGUCCUCCCCCUUCUCCCGCCGCCGCGGCGCCGCCCCCGGGGGAGGGAGCGGGUUCUUCAUGUCUCUGGCCUCCGAGCCGCCGUCCAUCCUGGCCGCGGCGAGGCGGAGCCGCGCGGCCGCCGCGUCAAGCCGGCUCCGGUGCGGGGACCCCGAGGCGCUGCUCUCGCCGGACCGGCUGAGCCGCUGACCGCCGGCGGUGAGACCACCGCGCGCGGUGAGCGGAUCUUGGCCUCCUCCUGCUGCUGUGGUGGUCGUGGUGGGCCUGCGUGGAGAGGGGGGCGGGCAGUAAUGGCACGAUAAAUGCGAGCCCUGCCGCUUUUAAUGGCGGGAGGACGUGUGCCCAGAGCGAGUGGUGUCGCUUCCUGCAGCUGCCACAGCUCCCACUGGCUGUGUCCACACACACUGCCGCUGCUCCGCUCGGCUCGGCCAAAUGCUUGUCCGAGCCGUCCGAUUAGAAAACGAGGGUCUCCAGAGGAACCCUUGUUUUCUGGCCGGACGGCUUAUAGCUCGUGUCUUCCAUUGUAGUACUCCGGUGUUAUCAUAUCAUAUAUAAAAAAGGCUC